Molecule: messenger RNA, 496 nt
Organism: Bactrocera oleae (olive fruit fly)
Lineage: Eukaryota; Metazoa; Arthropoda; Insecta; Diptera; Tephritidae
Product: coiled-coil-helix-coiled-coil-helix domain-containing protein 7
Biological process (GO): mitochondrial respiratory chain complex assembly
Cellular component (GO): mitochondrion
Source: RefSeq, a predicted model, not a curated record
UCGCAAUUUUCUUGUUCCCUUCUUAACUCUUUCUAAACAUUGAAUACACUACGCUUACGAAAAAAUAUGCUUAAAUUUAUAUAACUUCUGGCAUUUUAAUAACUAUAAUACCUUAAAAUGCCGCGAAAUCCAAAUGCCGAACGUGACAACCCUUGCUUGCGUGAACAGGAACUGUCUUUUAAGUGCCUUAAUAAAUACAACUACGAUAGGGAUAAAUGUGAAGUAUAUUUUGCCAACUAUAAUAACUGCAAGGACUUUUGGAAUAAAGUACGUUCUGACCGUCGAGCAAAAGGAAUUGCGCCCUACUUACCCCCAGUGGAAGAGCGUGCAGAUAUCAAGUCCGAAUAUAUGAAAACCAAACCAUCAAAAGACUAGGGUAUAUUAAAGCGAUAAAAAACAAUUUGAAAAUGUUAGUUUUUAUAUGUAAUUUUUAAUAUUCAAUUUUAAAAUAACAUUACUUUUGGUUAUAAAUUAUGUAUUGAUGCCGCGUCAACAA